Lachancea mirantina is the source of this 960-nucleotide messenger RNA. NCBI's taxonomy places the organism in Eukaryota, Fungi, Ascomycota, Saccharomycetes, Saccharomycetales, Saccharomycetaceae. The record is from the annotation of a GenBank genome assembly.
AUGCCUCUCUUUGAAGCUCAACCCAUUGCUAGCAGAUUAUUCAGACCGGGUCCGCCUUUGCGUUAUAAAAGGCCCGUCGACUAUGCACCAGAAGAGCGAAAAACACACUCGAGCAUAACCGGACUGUCACCAUUUCUGAGUGUUUUAAAAGACUAUGUGUCUUCUUUUCCAGAGGGAUCGCGGCAAAAGCAUUUAGAAACUUACGAACUGGCCAGACACGAGAAAGAAAGGGAAUUGAAGGAGUUACAAGAGAAGGAAUCAGUUUGGCGUCCAGAAGAAGAUGUCAAUGUUAAAGACAGAGAUCCGUUCAAAACCAUUUUUGUCGGACGACUGCCGUUUAGGAUAUCCGAGAUGGAACUGCAGAAGGAAUUUGUCAAAUUCGGCGAAAUCGAUCAAGUUCGCGUUGUGAGGAGUAAAAUAACCACCACAAGCCGAGGCUAUGGAUUCGUUACAUAUGUAGAAGAAUCUGCCGCCAGAAAAGCCGUCCGAGAAAUUGGGGUUCACCGUGGGAUUAACAUCGAUGAUAGACCCGUUAUCGUCGACAUCGAGCGCGGAAGGACCGUCAAAUACUUCAAGCCACGACGUCUCGGAGGCGGCCUUGGGGGAAGAGGCUAUAUGAAGCGAAGCAAAAUGUCAAGAUUCGUCCCUGACGAAUCGAGGCCCAAACGGCCCUCGCCUGCACAUAACGUUCCAAAAAGUUCAGCGUUUCCUGCUGCUACCACGGCUGCUACAAAGGAUGUCAAUGUUGCCGCGCCACCCUUCCCAAUGUCAACCAGAAGUAGAUAUUCCGGCCACCAAACUCUACAGAGAUCUACAAAUGUACCGUCAGAAACACCUCAUACCAGGAGAACGUCAUCCAUGGCAGGCCCAACGGCACGGAGGACCCAAUACAGGUCACGCUACAGCAGAGCCAAAGCCAGUGAUCAAUUAUCGGAAGCUCAGGACAAGCCAGACUACUAA